ACUGCAACUGUUCCCAUAAACCUGGGAACAGAAAACUGCCCGACUAAGCUCCCGUAAGAGUUCAUACAACUUAAUGCUCUGCAUUGUGACGAUCACAGAAGCUAAGGUCUCCUAAAAGAAGACAGCUCACAUUUGGCUGCCUGUUGACAACUUUUUAUCUUUCUCUUGACCACUCAGAAAAACUUGUCUUCCUACUUUUGCCUUCCUGGCAUCAUGGAAAAGGUGCAAUACCUCACUCGCUCGGCUAUCAGGAGAGCCUCCACUAUUGAAAUGCCCCAGCAAGCGCGUCAGAAUCUCCAGAACCUGUUUAUCAAUUUCUGCCUCAUCUUGAUAUGUCUGCUGCUGAUCUGCAUCAUCGUGAUGCUUCUGUGAACAGCUGCCUGCCGCCACUCCAGACCUGCAACAUGCCAACUCAGCUUAAAACCGAGCCCUCGGUCGUGGGGGAAGCAACGCGCUGCCACCUUCUCACUGAGAAGAGCUUUGCGAGGGUCACGAUUAAGAAUGAAACUAAUUGUUAGUCAGUGUAUUCAUCUGCUGGAUCUUGUAAACAAACUUUACAGUGACUAAGUGUACGUAAUGUAGCUGCCAAUUUCCUCAACAUGGCUCAUAAAUUUCUUUCCUAAAUAUUUCUGACAAUGAAGUAUGAGUUUUAAUUUUGAAACACCACUACAAAAAAAGUUCACUUUCUAUAUCCAACUCUAGAAAAGUUACUUUAUAGCUCCAGUUUGGGGAAUAAAUGAAAUUUAUACUGCAUUGCCACUACUUUUUUUAUAGGAACUAAGUAUUCUUUAGUUCUCCACAAAGUAGAAAAUAGUAAUUUAAAUGAAGUGUUCUUAUUCAAAAUAGCUCACUGGGUCCUCACAUAGAUGACACAAUGAUGAUGAUGAUGAUGAUGAUGAUGAUGAUGAUGAUGAUGUCGACGACGACAAUUCAAAACUCUUGGUCAUUACUGUCAGAACAAAUACCCUGAAAAAAUGGUGUGCCCUUUUUCUAUACACUAAUAUUUUUAAGUUUAUGAGAGUCAAAAAGGGAAAUGUAAGAAGAUAUUCUCAUAUAAAAUUCUUCACUAAUUUUUCUCAAGGACUGUGGAAUUCAAGUAUAUUACAUUACAUUACAUCACGAAUCUGCGCUCUUUAGGGUUUGAUCAACAAGCAAGAACAUCUUGCUGUGUUGGCUGUGAUAAUAACUAAAAACAAAAACAGAAUUUCACCUGAAGUUUGACAUUGUCAUGUAUCUCCUUGGUUUAAUAGGGUUUCUCCAAGUAAUGAAGAUAAUAACAAUAAUAAACAAGCUGUAGUAAAACACAGCUCUUUCUUUUCCUAAUCUUCCAGAGAGGAAAUAGUUGUUCCCUAACUUUAGAAGUAGAACUAGAGAGCUAUUGUAUAAUUCUUACUGACCAUGGUUUCAAUUUCCCUUUCUAAGUUUCUAAUAUCUCUCAAUAACUACUAAAAUAGGAGCAAAAAAUAUAUUGGAAAAUAUAUUCACCAAAAUUUAGUGACUUAAACUGAAUCAAGUGCAAAACAUUUUAUAUCUAACUUUGCAAACCCACAAAUUUUAAGUCCAGUUCAAAAUAUGCUACCAACAUAGCAACUAUUAAGGAAGAGAAUUGUAAUUAGAUUUAUUUUCCAUAACGAUUACUACAAAGACAUAAAACAUCAGUAUUCACUUUGGUCUCUAACAGAGCAGCUGAAGGCAUGCUUAUCUAAAUUGUUUGAAUCCCUGGUAGAAAGGGAGAUGUUUUGGUUCAGAAAUUAUCUAAAGAGUAGCCCAAAAAGAAGUCCAAUGUUAAUAGGGGUCUCUUCACAAAGGCUGGAGGUGCUCAUCACAGAAACUAUAAAACAAGAUGGCAUCAUCUCUAAAUCAGUGGUAGUUAGCGUUCCCUUUCUGACACUGUGACCCUUUCAGGCAGUUCCGCAUGUUGUGGUGACACCCAACAAGAAAAUCACUUUUGUUGCUAUUUCAUAACGGUAAUUUUGCCUCCACUAUGAAUGGUAAAUAUUUUGGAAACAGAGGUUUGCAUGAGGGGUUGCAACCCACAGAUUGAGAACCACUGGUAAAAGGUCUGUAAAAAGUAUAUAAGUUCUGUAGUUGCCAUGCUGAGAGAAAAGCGACACUGAAGCUGAAAAGCGCCAGGAUUCGUUGUAUAAACUGUCAGCUCAUAAGGGUCUUCUCAUUAAACAUUUAAUGUUGCCUUUUA
Messenger RNA from Mus pahari (shrew mouse), 2197 nucleotides. RefSeq names its product phospholamban (gene Pln). The transcript has 2 exons. The record is from RefSeq and is a predicted model, not a curated record. Gene Ontology annotation, cellular component: sarcoplasmic reticulum; membrane. Gene Ontology annotation, molecular function: ATPase inhibitor activity. The coding region runs from base 214 to 372 and encodes 52 amino acids. NCBI's taxonomy places the organism in Eukaryota, Metazoa, Chordata, Mammalia, Rodentia, Muridae. Gene Ontology annotation, biological process: negative regulation of calcium ion import into sarcoplasmic reticulum; negative regulation of heart rate; negative regulation of ATPase-coupled calcium transmembrane transporter activity.